Molecule: messenger RNA, 849 nt
Organism: Raphanus sativus (radish)
Lineage: Eukaryota; Viridiplantae; Streptophyta; Magnoliopsida; Brassicales; Brassicaceae
Product: pentatricopeptide repeat-containing protein At3g29290-like
Exons: 2
Coding region: 1-849 (282 amino acids)
Molecular function (GO): protein binding
Source: RefSeq, a predicted model, not a curated record
AUGGGAGAUGUCUGGUUAAGUCCUGUCUCCAUCACUGCUUCAUCUAAUCAGUUGAACUGUAAAUGUUAUUCCGUUAAGAAGAGCACUUGUGUCUGGAGAAGUCGUCACUCUCUAGACUUUGCAUUGACCAUGAAGCUGAAACCAAGGCAUGUAGUCUAUAGUAGUAGUAGUGUAAAAGUAAAGUCUUUUUCAUUAGAAACAACGAGAAUGAGUUUUCUAGAGAAGCCUGAAGCGGUCAGGAAGAGUAGGAUACAUUUUCUAGAGGAGAGGGACGAAGAGAUGUUAUCAAAGAGACUUCUCAAACUCAGCAGGUCGGAUAAACUCAGAAGCGCAUCAGAGCUGUUCGAUUCCAUGAGAGUCUCGAGUUUACAACCCAACCCUCACGCCUGCAACUCUUUCCUCUCCUGCCUCCUGAGGAACGGAGACCUCCAGAGAGUCUUCACCGUCUUUGAGUUCAUGAGGACUAAAGAGAACCUCACAGGGCACACUUAUAGCUUGCUGUUGAAAGCUGUGUCCGAAGCUAAAGGAUGUGAUUCCGCGCUGAGGAUGUUCAGAGAGAUAGAGAACGAUCCGAACCAGAAGCGUUACUUCGAUGUGGUUCUAUACAACACAGUGAUCUCUCUCUGUGGAAGGGUGAACAACGUGUGUGAGACAGAGAGGGUAUGGAGAGUUAUGAGUAGCGAUGGUCUAGUUGGAACAGAGGUUACGUAUUCUCUUCUUGUCAGCAUCUUUGUUCGGUGUGGGAGAAGCGAGCUAGCGCUUGAUGCGUACGACGAGAUGAUCAACAACAAGAUAACUCCUAGAGAGGAUGCAAUGCACGCGUUGCCUUUUGGAGUGAGUGAUUCAUGA